UUAUUUAUUCCCAAGGAUUUACAAAGCUGCUCUGGAAAAAAUAGAUAUAUUAAAAAAAAAUACUAAAGGAAGAAACCAUAAUCAGCUGCCUGCAAUCCGGAUUUACAAAGGGAGAGAGGGUGGUGUUUGUGUGACACCCUCGAUUUAUGUGUGUAUCCUCCUCCUCCAGCUGACUCUCUGGGGGGUUGGGUGCUGCGGGGUGCAGCGCGAUGAGCAGCUCCUAUUCCAGGGGGGCUGUGCUGCUGCUACUGCUAGCCAGUGCUUGCUGUCUGCUUGGCCGGGCUCAUGGAACAAGGACGUUGUGUGACGAGUCACAAUUUCAGUGUGGAAAUGGGCGCUGCAUUACAUUACUGUGGAAGUGUGAUGGUGAUGAGGACUGCGCUGAUGGUUCGGAUGAGAGCUCCUGUGUAAAGAAAACUUGUUCGGAGUCUGACUUUGUAUGCAAUAAUGGCCAAUGUAUCCCUAACCGGUGGGAGUGUGAUGGAGACCCAGACUGUGAAGAUGGAUCCGAUGAAACACCAGAGCUAUGUCAUGUGAGGACGUGCAGAGCUACAGAAAUAAGUUGUGGUGCUCGUUCAACACUGUGCAUCCCUCUUUCAUGGCAAUGUGAUGGUGAAGGAGACUGUGACUAUGCAGAGGAUGAAGAGAACUGUGGAAAUAUUACUUGUAGUCCAUCAGAGUUCACUUGCUCUAGUGGGCGUUGCAUUUCCAUCAGCUUUUACUGUAAUGGUCACAAUGACUGUGGUGAUGGAAGUGACGAAGUGGGCUGUGCACCUCUUACAUGUGGAGCCCAUGAGUUCCAGUGCAAGAAUUCCUCCUGCAUUCCACUCAGCUGGGUAUGUGAUGAUGAUGCAGAUUGCUCUGACCACUCAGAUGAAUCUAUGGAGCAAUGUGGCCGCCAACCUAAUCCUCACCAAAGAUGUUCGCCUAGUGAAAUUCUGUGUGGCUCUGGGGAAUGCAUCCAUAAGAGGUGGCGCUGUGAUGGUGAUGCAGACUGCAAAGACAAGAGUGAUGAGAUGAAUUGCCCUUCUCGUACCUGUCAGCCAGACCAAUUUGUAUGUGAAGAUGGAAAUUGCAUUCACGGGACUAGGCAGUGUGAUGGCAUGCGGGACUGCGUUGAUGGAUCUGACGAACUUCGCUGUACAAAUGUUAACCAGUGCUCUGGACCUGCUAAAUUCAAGUGCAAAUCUGGGGAGUGCAUUGAUCUUAACAAGGUUUGCAAUAAGCAAGCAGACUGCAGAGACUCGAGUGAUGAACCCGAAAAUGAAUGUGGUCAAAAAGCGUGCUUGAUUAACAAUGGUGGCUGCUCUCAUAUAUGCCGGGACUUGGUUAUUGGCCAUGAAUGUGACUGUCUAGCUGGCUAUGAAUUAAUUGAUCAGAAGACUUGUGGUGAUAUUGAUGAAUGUCAAAACCCUGGUAUUUGCAGUCAAAUAUGUGUCAAUCUGAAAGGGGGCUACAAAUGUGAAUGCAGCAAAGGGUAUCAAAUGGAUCUGUCUACAGGAGUGUGCAAGGCAGUAGACCGGGAGCCAAGUCUAAUAUUCACAAACCGCAGGGAUAUCCGAAAAAUUGGACUUGAAAGGAAAGAAUAUAUACAAUUAGUGGAACAGUUGCGCAAUACGGUCUCAUUAGAUGCUGACAUACAAGCACACACCUUGUUUUGGGCAGAUACAAUUCAAAAAGCCAUAUUCAGUGCCUCUGUGGACAAUCGUGUAAGAGUAGGAAGUCCUGUCAAAGUAAUAGAGCAUUUGCAUAAUCCUGCAGCAAUUGCUGUCGACUGGAUUUACAAGACUAUAUACUGGACAGAUGUAGGAUUGAAGACCAUCUCAGUGUCUAGUUUUGAUGGCUCUAAGCAGAAAGUCCUGUUUAAUGCAGGCCUGAAAGAUCCGUCUUCCAUAGCAGUCGAUCCACUCUCUGGGUUUAUUUACUGGUCUGAUUGGGGCGAGCCUGCCAAGAUUGAAAAGGCUGGAAUGAAUGGAAUAGACAGACAACCGUUGGUGAUAACAGACAUUCAGAGACCCAGUGGAAUUACUUUAGAUUUGAUAAAAAGCCGACUGUAUUGGCUUGAUUCCAAGAUGCACAUGCUCUGUAGUGUUGACAUGAAUGGCCUAGAUCGCAGAAUAAUUUUGAAGUCUCCAGAGUUCCUUGCGCAUCCACUGGCACUUACUAUAUUUGAGGAUCGGGUUUAUUGGAUAGAUGGAGAAAACGAAGCUAUCUACGGUGCAAAUAAAUUUACUGGACAAGAACUGGCAACACUCGUGAACAACUUAAAUGAUGCACAAGAUAUUAUUGUAUAUCAUGAACUGGUUCAGCCCUCUGGUAAAAACUGGUGCAAUGAGAGACUACAAAAUGGAGGCUGUGAAUAUCUGUGUUUACCUGCCCCACAGAUAAAUGAUCGAUCGGCAAAGUAUACCUGUGUGUGUCCUAGUGGGUUGGAAUUAAUUGAUGGCCGGAGCUGUAGAAAAGGUAGUAUGGACAAUACUGAUAUACCCAUCGGAAUUCUCCCCAUUAAACCACAUGUUGGUGAAAGUAAUGCCAGCUCCUCUGUGUAUGAGGCUGAUCCAGCAAAUCAGAGCUCCUCUGCUGCAUGGGCUAUCCUACCUCUUUUGUUAAUAGUUAUGGCAGCCAUGGGAGGAUACCUCAUGUGGCGAAACUGGCAAAGAAAGAAUAUGAAAAGUAUGAACUUUGACAAUCCAGUAUACCUAAAGACAACGGAAGAGGAUCUUACAAUAGAUAUUGGACGGCAUGGAGCAAACAUUGGGCACACGUAUCCAGCAAUAUCUGUUGUAAAUACAGAUGAUGAUCUUUCCUGAGCAUGGACUUUUGGUUGGCAUUCACCAUCUUCCUUCAGUCUACACGGCUUCAUCAGGAUUGUUCCUGUAUGGUAACCACGCCAGUGACUGAACACCACCUGCCCUCCUAAAUUCAUGGAUGGACAUUAAGAGAAGACUUUGCAGAUCUUGAAAAUGGAUAUUGCCUACAACAGGAACCUCUUGUAUAUAUUUAACAUUGUUCAGCUCUUGAUAUGGUUACCAUCCAAUCUCAUGCCCCCCCUAACUUUAUUUUUUUUUAUUUUUCUGGUCAGUAUUAGCAAAAUCCUUUCCUCACAGGCCAAGUACUGUAUAAAGCACUUUCCAUAUGAAGCCAUAUCCAAGCAAAUAACCUUUUGUGCUCUAUGUAUAGUGAAUCCACCUGUACAUAUUUUGUAUAGGCAGUUUGUACAUAUAUCUAAAGAAACACAAUCACUAUUCUAAAGCACUUUGAAGUAUUUUGACUGUAAAUAAGUUUCUGUACACACUUUUUUUUUUUUUGGGGGGGGGGGGGGGUUCUGUUAUAUUUUUUCCAAUGUUUGGGGCGACGGCAAUAGACGAAGAAAACGGGUCAUUCAUAUCAAAUUGCCAAAUAAUUUCUAAAAUGUAAAGAAAUUUUUGUAUGUGUGAAUGCGACUGUAAAUCUGUCUCGACUGUGACCUUUUUUUCUAUAGAGGUAUGCAGAGGGUGAAAUCCCUGUCAAAAGAACCACUGGAGAUUCUUUUCAAAAUAAACAAAAAUGACUUUGUUUGACUUUUAGUUUUUCUUAUCUGGAGAGCUUAAAUUAAGUUUAAAAAAAAUAGCUUUUGAUCAUGUAUAGUCAGCCACCCACU
Messenger RNA from Pelobates fuscus (common spadefoot toad), 3640 nucleotides. RefSeq names its product very low density lipoprotein receptor (gene VLDLR). Gene Ontology annotation, molecular function: apolipoprotein binding; calcium ion binding. Gene Ontology annotation, cellular component: plasma membrane. The record is from RefSeq and is a predicted model, not a curated record. Bases 210 to 2810 code for a protein of 866 amino acids. The transcript has 19 exons. NCBI's taxonomy places the organism in Eukaryota, Metazoa, Chordata, Amphibia, Anura, Pelobatidae.